ACAGGCCGCCCCGCGUGCCGCCAUUAGUCACACUCAUUCAACUACCAACAAACACACAAUACCACCAACACAAAGACACGACUCAUACCCUCAUCACUGAAACACAAAAUCCUACGGCCACUUGUGUACACACCACGCAACUUUAUCGAAUAUGCAUAACAAUAGGCGAGAAUGUAGGAGACCCAGUCUCACCCAACACCACGAGGUAUUAGGUCGUAUACAAUGUAUAGCCAGGCCUUUGACGAAGACGCGCCAAUACCACUCAUAGCUAACUACACCGUGGUGAAAGAAGACGAAGUGCCGAAGCACGAUGACCGUGUUAUCCUCGAAAUAGGGCGGCCAGAAGAGAAGCCACGGGAAGAACACACAUUUUCUCACAAGAAGUAUGAUAAGACAAUCUCACACCAUCGCUCGUACGUUCUCGACGACUAUACGGAGCCGAGGAGGAUAUUCCGGCCGCAUGAGCUGGACUCCCAGGAUACGCCGAGGUACCAGGACUACAGGGAAGGGUUGCACCAUGAGGCGGCUAACUCGGAGUCGUCGCUAGACUUCGGUCAUGAGGUGGCGGAUCACAGCAAGCUGGUGAUAGACGAGGGCAGCCAGCCUGAUGGACUGAGCUGGAAGGAGAGAGUGCUGCAGCUGGAAAAAGAGUACAAGAAGUCUGCGUGCGACCGCGAGCGCACGCGCAUGCGCGACAUGAACCGCGCAUUCGACCUGCUGCGCUCCAAGCUGCCCGACGUCAAGCCCUCCAAGAAGAAGUACUCCAAGAUCGAGUGUCUUAGAAUAGCGAUCCUAUACAUCCGCCACCUGGAGUACAUGUUGUCGGGAGCCCCACAGGAGGACAACCCCAACUUCAUGGAACUGCACGGACCUGAGCUGCGGCUGCGGCAGCAGCGGUAUUAGCUGAUGAUGAUGAUGAUGCUGCUCUGGAGUGGAGGCCGCGACUACGCAAACAUGUGAGGGUCGCCCUCCG
This is a messenger RNA of Plutella xylostella (diamondback moth), 973 nucleotides long. RefSeq names its product salivary gland-expressed bHLH (gene sage). Gene Ontology annotation, biological process: regulation of transcription by RNA polymerase II; mesoderm formation. Gene Ontology annotation, cellular component: nucleus. The record is from RefSeq and is a predicted model, not a curated record. NCBI's taxonomy places the organism in Eukaryota, Metazoa, Arthropoda, Insecta, Lepidoptera, Plutellidae. Gene Ontology annotation, molecular function: protein dimerization activity; RNA polymerase II cis-regulatory region sequence-specific DNA binding; DNA-binding transcription factor activity, RNA polymerase II-specific.